UUAAAUCAGCAGUGCAUACUCUUCGACUUGCGUUCUCUUCGCCGUUGCGUUUCUCUCGCCGUCACGUUUUUCUUCAACCUGCGUUCUCUUCGCUGUGGCGCGCUUCUUGCUUUACGUACACAACACUAUGCAAGCACUAGGUUCUUCACUCACAGUCCCAGAUUUCACUCUUCCGGUGCCCAGAUUCUCAAUUAAUUCCACUCCUCCAAAUUUUGCAUCUUUUGUAUCCACCCUGAGCCCCUCCAAGGUUGGAAUCAGAUUGAGUUUGACUUUUGGUUGUGGGGUUAGGAGGAGUAGGUGUGAUAGUUUUGGGGUCCAGUGUUUAGGGUCCAAUGGAGGAGAAAAUGAUGAUGGGUUUUACAUCAGAAGAUGUGUAGAGCUUGCAAGGAAGGCUCUUGGGUUUACCAGCCCCAAUCCAUUGGUGGGAUGUGUCAUUGUAAAAGAUGGGAAAGUUGUUGGUGAAGGCUUCCACCCUAAAGCAGGGCAACCUCAUGCUGAGGUGUUUGCUCUGAGAGAUGCUGGUGAUUUGGCACAAAGCGCAACGGCUUAUGUGAGCUUGGAACCUUGUAACCAUUUUGGUAGGACUCCACCUUGCACUGAAGCUCUAAUUAAAGCCAAAGUGAAAAAGGUUGUUGUUGGGAUGGUGGAUCCAAAUCCCAUAGUUGCCUCCAAAGGGGUGGAAAGAUUGAGAGAUGCAGGAAUUGAAGUAAUUGCGGGUGUAGAGGAAGAACUGUGCAAGAGCCUCAACGAGGCAUAUAUUCAUCGCAUGUUGACUGGAAAGCCUUUACUUACUUUGAGAUAUUCUCUUUCUGUCAAUGGGAACUUCUUGGACUUACUUGGAAAUGGAGUUACAGACUGUGGUGGAUAUUACUCAAGGCUAUUACAAGAAUAUGAUGCAGUCAUAACCUCUUAUUCCUUAUUCAGUGAAAAUUUGUCAAUUCCUACAUCUCAAGAACCUGGGGCCAACCAACCAAUUCGGAUUAUAAUACAUAAAGAUCAUAGUUCUUCGAAUCAAAUUCCACUUGCCAUCAAUGAAGUUGCUGGCAAAGUGAUAAUCUUUACGGACAAUAAAACAGAAAUAGCUCUAGAAGUGGCUCAACAAGGAAUUGAAAUUGUAGCUCUGGAUCAAAUAAAUUUGGAUGUGAUCUUGGAUUAUUGUAAUCGUCAAGGAUUGUGCAGUGUUCUGUUAGAUAUUAGAGGGAGUUUCAGUGAGUUUGAAGAGCUUGUUAAGGAGGGUAUCAAGAAGAAUUAUAUUAAUAAAUUUGUCACAGAAAUUUUGCCAGUUUGGAACGGAUGUGCUGAGCCAGAUCCUCUGCAGACAUUGAAGAGCUUAGAGCUAGGAGUAAAAGUGGUAAAUUUGAAGUCCAGGGCCUCUGAUCAGAGUGUUGUAAUUGAGGGGUGUUUUAAAGUUGAGUAAAUGGGAUCACAGGUGCCUACCAACUCCCAUUUACCAAUCUCAGUGUCAUGGAUUUUGUCGAGGCAUUGUUCACGGGUAGGAUCAGUAUGCUAUAGCAAGAUUUGCUGAAUGUUUUGAAAUGAUUCCAAGAACUUUGGCUGAGAAUGCUGGGCUAAAUGCAAUGGAGAUCAUAUCUUCUCUAUAUGCAGAAAAUGCAUCUGGAAAUGCCAAAGUUGGCAUUGAUUUGGAAGAAGGUGUUUGUAAGGAUGUCUCAACCUUGAGCAUUUGGGAUCUUCAUGUGACUCAGUAAGCUUUGGUCUAACACAAGCAUGUUUUAUCUAGUGGCAACCCCAUAGUUUGAGUAAAUAAUGAACUGGCGUUUCAUCAUUGUAAUGUAGAUUUCUAUAAAAAGCCUUGUCAUAUAAAAAUUAUGGAGCUAUUCUUUCAAGUGCUAAGAUUGGAAAUACCAUGUUGAAUCAGACUUUAUCUUCAUAUUGCCUGAUAGGCUAGUUUCAUCUUAUUGUUUCUGUUCAGGUUCUUUGCUCUUAAAUAUGCUGCGGAUGCUGCAUGCACUGUACUUCGGGUGGACCAGAUUAUUAUGUCAAAACCAGCUGGUGGUCCAAGGAGAGAGCAACCUGCAGGCAUGGAUGAAGACUAAAAUUGUGGG
This is a messenger RNA of Cajanus cajan (pigeon pea), 2063 nucleotides long. Its product is annotated as riboflavin biosynthesis protein PYRD, chloroplastic. NCBI's taxonomy places the organism in Eukaryota, Viridiplantae, Streptophyta, Magnoliopsida, Fabales, Fabaceae. The record is from RefSeq and is a predicted model, not a curated record. Gene Ontology annotation, biological process: riboflavin biosynthetic process. Gene Ontology annotation, molecular function: zinc ion binding; diaminohydroxyphosphoribosylaminopyrimidine deaminase activity.